Molecule: messenger RNA, 2094 nt
Organism: Linnemannia hyalina
Lineage: Eukaryota; Fungi; Mortierellomycota; Mortierellomycetes; Mortierellales; Mortierellaceae
Source: the annotation of a GenBank genome assembly
AUGCAGGCACUAUCAUUAUCAUCAUCUACUUCCUCAGUCCCAAAGGAGAAGAACCACACUACUCUGUCUACUCUUCCUCCUCAAGCACCACAACCCUCCCCACGCUGCCAGAACGCAUUCCAAAUCCCCGAGAUCCUACUCCGAAUUCUCCAAUUCGUCCCCCUCUGGAUCCACCCACCUCACACCACCCCUAGUACUACCUUCUUUGACAACGAAAACAUCACAUUCUCCCCACGCAACAUCCUGUCCUGCUCGCUCGUCUCCAAACCCUGGCGCAACCCCUCCCUCGACCUCCUCUUCUUUGUCCACCAUUCGCAACACCAACGCCAGAUCCCAAAACAACUUGUGCUUUUGCAAUCGCAUCGGUAUAAGGUUUUUGUGGAUAGUCAGGAUUUCUGGACGAGAGAGUUUCGAGGGCUGGGGAACCUGACGCUGGGGUUGGGAUCUACCAGGCGGUGGGAGUCAAGGGCAGCACCAUUCCAAGGUGGUGACAGGGAGUUGGAGUUAUUGUCGGUGGAGGAUUUGAGGUUGAAGCUCGUGUGUCCAUCGCACGAGGAGGACGAAGACGAGGAUACUGAGACGUUGGAUGUGGUCGCGUUUCUGCCGUAUCUGAAGCGGUUGAGGUUGGAUGUUUUUACGCGGGUGGAUGGGAAGCUCCUUAUCGCCAACUUGCACAAGGCCCGUGCCCGUGCCCACCUCGCCGCCACCACCGCCGCCAGCGGGUCCAACUCUUCUCCAGCCCUCCUCCUUCCACUGCCGUCCAAGCUCGAGUCCUUAGAGAUCCACGUCCACCAAGGCACCACCCUCAAUCCCACCGACGAAGACAACCAAACUCUGUACCUUACUUUCCCAGAAAUCACCACCCUAAUCCAAGAACACGCCCACCUGCAAGGCCUCACCCGCCUCCACCUCCACCUCACAACCAUCUCCCCCUUCCUCACAUCUGCCAUCCGUGCCAUACCUCCCUCCUCCCCCCUUGGGUACAACGUCCUUCAGGAUCUGGAGAUCCGGAUCUCGGAUUUUUAUGGACAUACCUGUGAUCCUAUACCUUGGAUCCGGUCUAUCCUUGCGACGUGUACGAGGCUGAGGAGGGUUUAUUUGGAUCUUGUGGGGCCUCAGGCGGAACAGAAGGUUUAUAUGCGAUUUGCGCAGGGACUCUUCUGUGGCGAGGUUGAGGCCGAGGAAGGAGAGGCGGGAGGGACGGGAGGGGUUGUGGAUCCGAGGAAGGCGUGGGGGUGUGCGGGAUCGUUGGAGGAGUUGACGGUUUUGGGGAUACAUUUGCCUGUUGUGGUUGAUAUGGCUGGGUAUUUGGGGUGGAGGUAUCGCAAAUCAGAGAGUGGGAGGCUAAAGAAGGCUUGGAGGACGAAUCGGCAGCGGCUUCAGGGCCUUUUCACUCGUACCCUUACCAGCACCAGCACCAGCACCAGCACCAGCGCCAACGCCAACGCCAACGCCAACAACGGGAACAGGAACACGAAUAGCAACGAGGGUAAAGAUGAUACAUCAUCCUCGGAGGAAGAGGAACAACAGUGCUCGCGCAAAGACCGGAGGAUAUCUAUGACCCGGGUGAUCGCCUUUGAGAUCUACGAGAACCUCAAAAGUAUCGGUCGCGACCCGGAUACCGUCUGCCCGGACGAUGUAACAUACUUUGAUCGACUCUUGAGUUUCGCCUGUCCCGAUUACUCCCCUUCCUCUUCCUCCUCCUGCUCCUCCUCCUUGGACUCACAGCAACAACAACUACAACAGCAACAACGGACACGCAAGCAGUACAAACAGAAACAGAAACAGAAACAGACACCACCGUACCGCCCAAGCCGAGCAGAAAUGCGGUUCAACGCCCAACUGGCGACCCAGAUCGCGCAGUGCCCACGACUGAUAAUGCUUCGUCUGAAUUGGGAUACCUGUACCCAAGAGCUUGCUGAUCUGCGUGCGCGACAGAAGGUUCUGCAGUUGGAGCAGCAGGAGAAAGAGUUGUUGAGGGAGAAGAUUGUCGCGUUGGAGGGCCCAAGUGAGAGGACGACCAAGGUCCAGCAACAGCCAAGACAGAGUCAGAAGCAAGAGCAGAAUAAGAGGCGCUCGUUUUUGUUUGGGUAA